This is a messenger RNA of Amoebophrya sp. A25, 3030 nucleotides long. The record is from the annotation of a GenBank genome assembly. NCBI's taxonomy places the organism in Eukaryota, Dinophyceae, Syndiniales, Amoebophryaceae.
AAUUCGAAUGCUUAUUUACAUGGCCUUGCUGUAAUUCUAAAGAAUCUUAUUGAUUUCACUUCUUGAUUAAUUUCUCAGUUCGCAGCAUUGAUUACUAGUAAGUAGAGUCUAGGUUGUGCUAAAACUCGUGUUCUUCGAUGUUGUGAAUUUUUGUGAAGAAAAUAGAAUUUGUAGACGAAAAGAGAAAAAGAUGGCGGAAGUACAAACAGAAAGUCACCAGGAGGAUGCUACGUGGUCUGGCGUGGCUGAUGGCACUACGGAAAUAGAGCAAGUUGAAACCAUGGACCAAGUUGUAGCGGAACAGGGAGAACAAGUAGUAGCAGAGGAACAACCUCAAAUUAUGAUCCUCUUUAUUCUUUCUAGUUACUCGGUUACUCGAAGUAGAAUAAAGUCUAAAUUCAUCUUCAUACUAACUUGAUGUUGCAAACUUUUCAGGAAUAAAUUCAUAGAGAUGAUGGAUUACACGAGAGUAUACGGAUAGUAGAGUCUAGUCUUUCAGGUCUUAUUCUCCCAUUCAUACUUCCCGAUCUUCCGCAACGAAGCCCAGUCGGUGCAGUGCCGAAGAGUGCUCCUACUAUAGGUUCACCUGCGCUCCCAAAAAGUGUUCCUGCGAUUGGUAUCCCAUAUAAAUUCAAGUCAAUUUUUAUACGAAUUGAAGUGCUCAGCAUCGAAAUUUAAGCGAAGUACUUAUUCUCAACAGAUUAGAUGACUUCAUCGCUACAAUUUGGUCGUAUAACAAAGCUAGUCUUCGUAUUGACUUAAGUACAGUUAUCGCUAUGGUGUACAAUUUCAAUUCAGAAAUUGAAUUUCCCCUGAUCAAAUAAAUUGGUUUGCUCAUCUCACUCCCUCGUCUUACUCCCUUUACGUUCAAUUUAGUUGCCUCAUCAAAAGUCCGUGAAUUCAGGUCUAAUUAUCCCAGAAAAGCCAGUACUUAAUUCUUUGAAAAAUUCAGGUAUAAUCCCAGAGAAGCCAGCACUUCGUAGCCCAUCAGCGCAUGCGAAUGACCACCUUCUCAAUGGACCAUUAGGCAGUUCCAAUGUGCCAUCGAUUGUUGCUCCAUACGCACCAGCACCCGUGUAUUUGGUAGACCCAAGUAUCUUAUGGCUGGGGAUAAUGAUGUGGUGUUCACCGGUGCCGUUGUUGAGGCUUUGUUUUCCACGUCUGCUAGCAAAUCUAGUAGACCCACACCUAACCUGACAUAAUGGUAAUCCAUUUUCCGUAAUCCAUUUAGUUUACGUUCUUCUGAAAGUAUCCUGAGCAAGAAGCACUUCCUAAGUAGAAGAAGCACACAAACACAUCUGAAGAUACUUUUUUCGUCCCAAGAACUCCCAAGAAUAAGAGGGAUUACGAACUGGAGGAUCUAAGUAUCAUUGCAGCGAAGGGUGCAGUCACGGAUGACAUAUGUUAUGGCAUUUGGGUUCUUCCAUUUUCCAAUACUUCAAAUUGGUAGUUCAAGUACUACAUACAAACUGAAACUAUUUUCAUUCCUCUAAUUUCCCGGAGUCCUCAAGGUCUAUGAUCCGAAUACAGGAUGGGGCUUCGUGCUAGGCAACGAGCAGACGAGCGGGACUGACAUCUUCAUACACAGAGGCGCAUUCGAGGGAAAUGCACCUUUAGUCCACGUAACCGCUCUCGACCCAGAAGACAUUCGACCGAAGGUAGUUUUUUUUGCAGUCGUCGUUUUGUAGGAGCCAUUGCAAGUAGCUCGAUGUUCUUGACCUGAUGUAGUUCUACAACAUUUGAUGAUAGAUUUGAUAGAUAAAAUAAUCCUUCAAAUACAGCCUGAAAGGUGAUGAAGAUGAUACCAAAAACACAGAUCCGCUAUAGAUUAGACUGGACCAGCGAAGAGAAACCGAAGGUGGACAAGGCAAUAAUGAUAGCCGACCAGAUGGCUACUGGAGGAAUAGAAAUGGGUAUCGUUUUCUUAGCAUAACAGUUUUUUUGCUGCUUAUUUUUGUUUUUGUAUCACAUUGAACUCUAGAAAGAUCGUUCUAUCCUAUCCUAUCGUUCUACAAUGUCAACUUUACGUCACUUUUUUUUCCAUUUUCAACCUCAUUAUCCAUGUGGUAAGCAAAUUCAACCAACAGCUAAAGGCCAAAGUCGGGUUUGCGUGCCGUGCUUAAGCACUAUAGCAGGUUUUCACGGCAUUUGCUCGGUGUGCAAGGGCAAAGGCGACGGUACGAAAGGACUAAGUGCUAAAGGCUUCGGCAAAGGCGGUUACAAAGGAGCUCAGAAAGGCAGAAGUGGUCCAUACACUGGUGCCGGAAGCAUGCUUAUGAAAACGGAAAGAUUCAAAGUCUCUAUCUUUUUCCUACAACUACAACAUGCUUAACUUUUUUGUGAUGCGAGUUAAUUUGAUGAUGGUGCUAGUAUCUACACGAUGAUCACCACAUGAGAUCAUCACCAAAAGAUCAAGAGUUUAUAUUGUUUUACAUUACCGCCCGGUAACCGAGAAAUCUGCUAGAUCUACAUUUUUCUGGAGAUCGAUGAAAAGAUAGAGACGACGCCAGAGCCAUAAUAAGAUACAACCAGAAAGGGUGAUGGACGACUAUGGAGAACGAGUGGAGAGGAGACCCUGUUGCGAGAGACAAGGUUGACAAAUCCGUUGUCGAACAAGUUCACAUCUUGUUGCGGGCGAAAUGGAGAGCCCACGCAAGGGUGAACUACUUGUCUGACAAUGAAAUAGUAAUUUUCUACACGAUACCCCAUUUCGGAUCGUGGCGAUUGAAUCCUACCCUGUACACUGAUUGAAUCCUACAUCAUGGUCCGCAGGUAGGAGCAUGAGGACCAUGACGGUCAACUUCAUCGUGAAAAUAGACACACACACGCGUUGUACUACAUACCCAUGAACGGAAAGCAAAGGGGCGACGAUUCAUUGACGAUGUGAAAGAUUCUACAACUAAUGAACGACGCAAAAAAAUCACCAUCAACACCUUCAUCAUCGUCACAUAGCGUGCGAUAUUAGCCUCGUCGGAGAGAAAGGUUUUCUCAGCUCGUGGUGCGUGCUUUCUUGCUGUUCUGCGACUCAAC